AUGUUACUCCAGAAUUAUUUGGAUUGGCUGUGAGAGACGUCACUCAGAGAGCCCACCCACUCUGCCCAUUCUCUCCUCUUCCUCUUCCACAGCUGGUUCACUUCCUGUAGGGACUGAAAACCAAGUGAGGAGAUGAAGGAUUGCACCAUACUACACCAGAGAAUACAGAGACGAUAGACACCGCAGAUAGAUCCUGACCAUCACCCAAGGAACAACUGCACAACUGUGGGAAGACAUACAGUCCCUUCACAACAUUGCUCAACACAGAGAAGGUUGGACAGUGAAACCGUCAUCUGGAAAUUGGUCGGGUCAGGGGAGCUUUGACAUAUCAUCAGAUCUGAAACUGGUCAACGGUGUGGAACCUUCCAUCAGAACCAACCUUUCCGAAGGUUCGGCUGUGGGCGAUCGAUCAGGGUGAGGCUGGGAAGAAGUGUGACUGGGCUCCAAGUGUGGUGAGAGCUUCAAUCAUUCAUUGAGCCUCAUGAACCACUGACUCAUUCCUACAGGUGAGAGGCUGUUCAAGUGUGAGGUGUGUGACUAUGGUUGCACAGGCUCAUAAGAUCUCCUAACACGCAAAGUGCAUCUGUUGUAUCACUGUUCACACAAGAGCAGCUGCACGGAAGAAAAACUACUUAAGUGUAAGCUGUGCGACCGAGCCAUCACAAAGUUAUCAAUGCUCAUGCAACACCAUCGCAUUCACACCAGGGAGAAACCAUACAAGUGUGAGGUGUGCAGUAAAUCAUUCACGUGCUUAUCUCACUUCCGUGUUCACCAACGCAUUCACACAGGGGAGAAACCCUUUGUGUGUCAUAUAUGUGACAAAUCAUUCUCGCAGUCAUCGCACCUCCGUGCACACCAACGCGUUCAUACAGGGGAGAAACCAUUUACAUGCGAGGUGUGUGACAAAUCAUUCUCACAUUUAACGAACCUCCGCGCACACCAACGCAUUCAUACAGGGGAGAAUCUGUUCACAUGUGAGGUGUGCAACAAAUCCUUCACACAGUUGUCAAAUCUCCUGGUCCAUCAGUCUACCCACACAGGGGCAAAACCCUUCACAUGUGAGAUUUGUGAGAAAGCUUUUGCGACAUCUACAAAGUUCCUGAGACACCAGAGCAUUCACACCGGGGAGAAACCCUUCAGGUGUGAGGUUUGUGAGGUGUCUUUCAUGCAAUCCUCCGAUCUCCGGACGCACCAGAGGAUUCACACAGGGGAGAAACCCUUCAAGUGUCAGGUGUGCAACCGAGCAUUCACACAGUCAUCGACACUUAUACAACACCGACGCAGUCACACAGGGGAGAAGCCAUUCAAGUGUGAGGUGUGUGACAAAUCAUUUUCACGCUCAUCUCACUUUCGUGUACACCAACGAAUCCACACUGGGGAGAAACCAUUCACAUGCGAAGAGUGCAACAAAUCAUUCUUGCGCUCAUCGACUCUCCAUGAACAUCAACGCCUUCACACAGGGGAGAAACCUUUCACGUGUGAGAUGUGUGAUAAGGGCUUUGCACAGUUAUCAGGUUUGUUAAACCACCGGCACAUUCACACAAUGGGUAGUUAUUCAAGCAUCAAUGAGCCUUCACACAGUGAGCAACACUCAUGAAACACUGGUGCAUCCACACUGAAGAAAAGCCGUUUAAGUGUGAGGUUUGUGACAAAGCCUUCACAAGACUGACGUUCCUGCAUGGAGGAUCACACAGUGACACUUGUGAAACACCAAAGUAUUCACAGAGGAGAGAAUCCAUUUAAUGUGAGGUGUGUAAUGAGGAUUUUGCACAAUCAUUGGGCCUGGUUUAUCACCGGCACAUUUGUUUUGGAGGAAUUCAAGUAUGAGGUGUGUGACAAAGCCUUCACAAACUCAUCAAACCUUAUGGCCUAUCAAAGGAUUCACCCAGGGGAGUGACUCUAAAUAUGAGAUUUAUGAGUAAAAUUCUCUUGAAGUCUUCAAACCUCCUGUAACACCAGCAAACUCGCAUGGAAGAAACCCUUCAGGUGUGAUGAUUGUGACGAGGCUUUCACCACUCCUCUGACCUCCUGAAGCACCAACAGAUCCACACUGGAGAGAAACCAUUCAGGUGUGAGAUGUGUGACAAGGCUUUCACACAGUCAGCAUAUCUCCUGGUCCAUCAACACACUUACUCAGGAUAAACCCUAUCAGUGUGAGUUUUGUAAUAAAGCCUUCACACAAUUGUUGGACCUCCUGGAACAUCAGUGAACCCACACAGGAGACAAACCCUUCCCAUGUGACAUUGUGACAGGAUUGUUUCAUCUCCUCCACUCUCGCUAUACAUCAAUGUCUCCACAUGGACUUGGAGCCGGGUUACUUCCGUUACACUGAGAGUUGUCUGUGUUGUUUACCCUCCAGCGUUCAUACAGGGGAGCUGUCGUUCCAAAGCACUGUCUGUCUCAGCAGUGUCUGUCUCAAACCUCUCCCACCAUCAGUCCAAACGUUUCAAGACAGCCAAUUUAACCUUUGACCAGAUCGCCAAACAUCACCAAAAGAAGACAUCAAUAUGUAUAGAAGCUCCUGUAUAAACUCAGCAUCCUUUCAGUGCAGCUUCAGUUACAAGUCACUCAUUGACUCUCACUCUGACCAAGAAGGCAAUCAGAUACUCAGUGGUUAGAAAGGCUUCAGCUUCUGAUCUACCAGCACAAGCACCCAGGGCAGGAGCCAUUCCUGGGGUAGUAAUGGAGGAACUUCAAUUAGCCUUAGCAUCUCUGGUCUAUGGAGGGGGAGAAUCAGCUAGGAAUCCCCUUCCUCAUCAGUGACCCCAACUGGGAAGUCAGGGGCAGGAUGUGUCUCGGCUGUGACAGUCUCCAUUGUCUCACAUUCACUGUCUCGCUCUACACAUGCUGAAUGGCCACUAGAACAGAGCACUAGAGGCCAAUCAAUGUCCACAGUCUGUACUCCAGGUCAGUGCCUUGAGGACUGGAGGGAAUGUGAGAGGACAACAACUUGUAUUUAUAGAGCACUUUAAUAUAGUCAAACAUUCCAUAGCAACGUCAUCAGAGAAAAAUUAACACCGAGACAAAGAAGGAGAUAUUAGGAGGGGAUGUCUAAAAAUAUAGUCAAAGAGGUGGGGUUUAAGGAGGGUCUUAAAGGAGCGGAGAGAGAUGAAGAUGCAGAGAGGUUUAAGGAGGGAAUUCAUGACCAUGAAGCCUGGAUGACACGGCCGUCAAUGGUUCGGUGAAGGGAGUGGGGGUGGGAGGAUGUACUAAAGGCCAGAAUUGGAGGAUUGCAGAGAUCUCGGAGGGAGAUGGGGCUAGAGCUGACAGAGAUAGGGAGGGGGUGAGGCUAUGAAGCAAUUUGUACUGGAGCAUGAGAAUUUUAAAUUGGCGGCACUGGGAGACUGGGAACCGGUGUAGGUCAGUGAGCACAGGGGCGAUACGUGUGAGUUAGGAUAGAGACUGCAGAGUUUUAGCUGAGCUGAAGUUUAUGGAGGUGGAAGAUGGGAAGCUGGACAGGAGAGCAUUGGAAUGUUCUAGUCUAGUCUAGAAGCAACAACAGCAUGGAUGAGGAUUUCAACAGCAGAUGGACUAAUGUGGGAGUGUUGGAAAUGGGUAAUGUUACAGAGGGGGAAGUGACCUUAGUGAUGGAAUAGUUACUCUCUAACUACUGCAUCAACUCGUUUAAUCAUUGUAAACACCUUAAUUAGGUUACGCCUUAAUUUUUUACAUUCAAGGGAAUGCAAGCUCAGUUUGUGCAACCUGUCUUAUUAACUUAAUCCUUUUAGCCCCAGGAACACUCUAGUGAAUCUAUGCUGCACUCCCUCCAAGGCCAAUAUAUCCUUCCUGAGGUAUGGUGCCCAGAACUGAACACAGUUCUCCAGAUAGGGUCUAAACAGGGCUCUGUACAGCUGGAACAUAACUUCCACAAGGACACAGUUGGUUUUGGGGAGAAGUUGUGGGUUAUCUUUUCUCUUUAGGAUGGUCCUGGAGUAAUGAGCAGUUUUGGCACUAGUGCUCGAUGUGGUCCAGUCAGAUAUGGUGAUGGAUGGCUAAACCAGUAGUGUACCAGAUACGCUCAAAUAUUCAUCUCUUGGACUUGAGAAGCAGGGAGAUCGACCAGGAAAGAAGAGAGUAAAAAGGUUUGUUUAGGAGCAAGGGUGUAGAAGGUGGAUAUGAGGGAGUGGUUAAACCAAAUUGACAGCUAUAGAAGCAUUGUGGUGAAUGGAGAGUCAAAGGGCAGAGAGUUGGGAAUUAGAAAGUGCUGUCCAACUAACCUGGGGGAAGACUGUCUCCCAGGAAUGGAAACUGGUCCAUGGACCCAUGUGACCACUGGAUCUCUAUAACCACUGGUGGGUUUAUAUGAUGGAAAUGAGCUCCAUCCUGUGUCACUAAAGCUCAGUGGCAUUUCUAACCUUUGGAAUUGGGAGCCAGACUAAAGCACAGGGAUUUUAAAUAAACUUCUGUCUGUAGUAUUUGAGAGAGUUUCCCCUGAUGUGAGUGUGUGUGUGUUAGUAACAUGAGCCAGCUCUCAGGAGUGGCUAUGGGGAAGAAUCGGACCCUGCUUUAGUUGGUGAUGUGAAUUGUAGACAGAUCGGUGACAGGUGUUUGACUAAUACCAUGGGGAAUGUUUGUACUCUCCUGUCUGGGAGGUCUACUAUCCUGAGUAUGGUGAGGGAUGGGGCUGCGUCUCUACAGACCUGAGUUCCCUCAGCCCAUCAAACUUCAAAGUAAUAACGGUGUGAUAUAUUCACCUUACACUUUUCCAAGAUUAAUUUCAUGUUCUGGGAAAGAUCUUGAGUCAUUUUCAUAUGUUUUAUUUUGGUUGAUUCAAACUUUGGUGUAAGCUGAAUAUGUUGUUGUUGUUUGUCUGCUGUUUUAUCAAUGUUUUGUACAGAUUUAUA
This is a messenger RNA of Carcharodon carcharias (great white shark), 4844 nucleotides long. Its product is annotated as zinc finger protein 235-like. Gene Ontology annotation, molecular function: DNA-binding transcription factor activity, RNA polymerase II-specific; RNA polymerase II cis-regulatory region sequence-specific DNA binding. The transcript is spliced from 2 exons. Lineage: Eukaryota; Metazoa; Chordata; Chondrichthyes; Lamniformes; Lamnidae. Bases 674 to 1597 code for a protein of 307 amino acids. Gene Ontology annotation, biological process: regulation of DNA-templated transcription. The record is from RefSeq and is a predicted model, not a curated record.